AUGCCUCUGCUAGAAGGUGCACCAAGAAGCUUGUCUCGAGUACCCCGACGACGCAAAUACUCUUCUUAUAUCAAACUUGACCCUUGGCCUACAGAAGUUAGCAGUAAAACUACCGAUCCUGAUGCUAUCAGCUCUUCGGCGAUUCUAAGCGCAAAGAUAUCCACGCUUCCCUUAUCUGAUUAUCACGAAUCAGAGAUGAGUAAGACACCGACGGAAUCAAGCCUUCGGAAGGAGGCUGACUUAUUUGCGAAUUUCAAUGCCAAAGUUGGCAAAAACCUAAGCGAGGAACGUCCACCAACGGCGGUUGGCAGUCGCGGAUGCACACCUUCAGGUUAG
Molecule: messenger RNA, 336 nt
Organism: Strongylus vulgaris
Lineage: Eukaryota; Metazoa; Nematoda; Chromadorea; Rhabditida; Strongylidae
Source: the annotation of a GenBank genome assembly